Messenger RNA from Lepidothrix coronata (blue-crowned manakin), 772 nucleotides. RefSeq names its product regenerating family member 4 (gene REG4). The coding region runs from base 194 to 673 and encodes 159 amino acids. The record is from RefSeq and is a predicted model, not a curated record. NCBI's taxonomy places the organism in Eukaryota, Metazoa, Chordata, Aves, Passeriformes, Pipridae. The transcript has 6 exons.
GUGAGAAUCACCUGAGCUGGGCAAACACCGAUGCUGAUGAGCACCAGGCUAUAAAGGGCAGCUCCUCUCUUCUCCCUCUCCCAGCGAUCCACGACAAGCCGUUAUUCCUCCGCAUCUCCAGAUAACAGGUGGCAUCUUCUGUCCCCAAGGGACCUCGUGUGACCCCCCUGAGUCUUUACAGGGAUCAAGGAGGAUGAUGGCAGCAGCCAGACUCGCCCUCCUGCUGCUGGGCUGCAUGGGGCUCCUGCAGCCAGCCGCUGGCAGGUAUAUAAGCUACUGCCCUAACGGCUGGUCCUACUACAAGCUCAACUGCUUCAAGUACUUCCCUGAUGUCCGGACCUGGGACGAGGCUGAGAGCCAGUGCCAGGCCAUCCAGGACGGUGCCCACCUGGCCUGGGUGGAGGACCAGCGUGAGGCCAUCACCCUGAAGAAAGCCAUCUCCUACUACCAGCGCGUGCAGCCCGUCUGGCUCGGGCUCCACUACAGUGAAGAGAGCCAGGACUGGAAGUGGACAGGUGGGGACAAGUACAGCACUGCCAGUGGGCUGUCCGGGAAUGGUGCCAGUCCGGGGAAAUGCGCCAUGUUGACCCACCAGAGCAGCUUCAGUCUGUGGUCCAGCGCCAACUGCACUCAGAAGCAUCACUACAUCUGCAAGUUCACCCCCUUGCACUGAGCACAGCCUCUGGCCCGUGGGGGACCCCAUGCCAGUGAUGUUCCUCCUGUGCCACCUCUGCUCCUCUCCGCACAAUUCCUAAAAAUACAUCUAUAAAAA